Aspergillus saccharolyticus JOP 1030-1 is the source of this 643-nucleotide messenger RNA. Its product is annotated as DUF4267 domain-containing protein. The record is from RefSeq and is a predicted model, not a curated record. The transcript has 2 exons. Bases 65 to 466 code for a protein of 133 amino acids. Lineage: Eukaryota; Fungi; Ascomycota; Eurotiomycetes; Eurotiales; Aspergillaceae.
UUCCUAUCUUGAUACAGUCUUUUGCCCCCUCCCACCAGUUGUGCGCACAUUACAGACAACCACCAUGACGGCCUCUCCUAAUCCAAUUCCUGCCUAUCUCUUCGGCGUUCUGAGUCUCGCUCUCGGCAUCAACGCGAUAAUUCGUCCAGCAGCAGAAUACCCGCGCUUUGGACUGCCAUUCGAAACAGCACAAUCGGAUGCGUCUCACAGCGAUGCCUCCGUCUCCCCGCUUAUGUAUCUGAAGGGCACCCGGGAGCUGAGCUAUGGUCUGCUGGUUAUAGUACUACAAUAUCAAGGCCAGCAUAGCGCGAUCACAACACUUGCCGUAGUUAUGGCUUCGGUGGCGCUGGCAGACGGAUUUGUGGUCUGGUUUUGCGGGGGACGCGAGCGGAGACAGAAGGCUUGCGGACAUUGGGGCACAUUUGUUGGGUUAGGCGCGUGGGCUUGGUAUCGAGGUUCAGCGUAAUGACUGAUGUGGAGGUAUGGUUUAGAAGAAGGCGUGUCCGAGAAGAUGGUGCUGUUCAGUUGACUAGGCUCGUCUACAAGCUGUCACGGCAGAGGAGUUGGCUGGGAUCAUCGUCGAUGAGUUUUUUUUUUGGCUGUGCCCCCAAUCAUAAAAAAGCCUGUUUUGCAUUGAUAAGAC